UUUCUCCACCUUACUUGAAAGUUGAAAAUUUUAUAACAUACCAAGGUAUUUCUCUCAAAACCCAUCUUCACCACUACUUCAUGUUGAAUUCCCAAGCUCUUCUAGAUGCAUGAUUUUUGCACAUAUUCCUCAUCUUGCAUGGCUAGUGAUGGAACAUCCCCUGUUGUUUCUCCUCUAACCCUCUUCUUCUUCCUUUUAAUUAUGAUGUUUCACCUUCACUCUGCUACUUUGCUCCCAAGAGAGCAUUUCCCACAUAUAACUUCAAGAAAACUUGGGAGUGCCAGUACUAUGGUUGCCGGUACUGAUAUAAAGACUAAUGCACUCAGCGUUCCUCCACCAGGGCGAAGAAGAUCUUCUCUGCCAUGGCAAGAAAGAGUCUACAAUACCAGUUCUCAUGAAGUUCCAAGCGGUCCAAAUCCAAUUUCAAACAGGUAAACAAGAUCAAAACCCAUAUAUAUAUAAAAUUAAUUUCAUGGUCCUAAAUAGUGUGUUUGCUUAGUUUGUACCACUGCUGCUCAUAUAGUCAUAUAUAUUCAUCUAUAGCUGUCUUCCUAGGCACUUCUUUCUACAGGAAUUGGAUAUUUUGUGAAAUCAGUACAGUACAUUCUUAUUAUUGUAUUCCAAACACCAUUUUAUCAACCAAUGAUUGAACUAGUGGGAAUGUAUAUGAGAUUUCUGUGAUGAUCCAUCUUUGUCUUGAAUGGUCAUGACUCAUGAUUAUAUAUGCUAAUUAAUUACUUCCAUUAUU
Rubroshorea leprosula is the source of this 748-nucleotide messenger RNA. The record is from the annotation of a GenBank genome assembly. NCBI's taxonomy places the organism in Eukaryota, Viridiplantae, Streptophyta, Magnoliopsida, Malvales, Dipterocarpaceae.